AUGGGCGCCUAUUUGAGUAAACCAAUAACGGAAAAAGUAUCCGAAUGUGGUGGCAAUGAGCGAAUAUAUUAUGCUGCAACAAGUAUGCAAGGAUGGCGUAUCAAUCAAGAGGAUGCACAUAAUUGUAUUGUAAAUUAUGACGACGAUUCAUCCUUUUUCGCAGUAUACGAUGGUCAUGGAGGAAGUGAAGUGGCACAGUACAGUGCAAAUCAUUUGCCAGAUAUGUUGAAAGGAAAUAAUUCAUGGUUUUCGGGUAAUUACGCAAAAGCUAUACAGGAUACUUUCUUGGAAUUGGAUGAAUUAUUAAGGUCAGAGGCGGUUAUGAGAGAACUGAAGAAAAUGGCAGGUAAUGUGGAACCAAAACACGACGAAUUAAGCGAUGAUGACGAGGAUAAGCAAGCGUUGUAUGAAGAAGCUGGAAUGCCAAUUGAAACCAUACUAGAAAGAUAUGGAAUUCUUUUACAUCGAGAGCAGAACGGCAAGCAGUCAGUCAUUAAUCUCGACGAGUUGCGGACACAGUUUGAACAUCAAGAUGGAGGAGACGAGCAGAUUCAGAAAAUGGAAGAGACCGCGAAGAAAACUGAAGAAAACGGAUCAGAUGUGUCUGAACGAGGAACAAAUGGAAAAGAUUCGAAUAACGAUGCUGUGAUCGACAAAGAAAUUAAAACCGAUGGAAAUCAGCUAGAAAAAACGGAAGAAAAGGUAGUGGAAGAGAAAGCCAAAAAACAAAUGGCAGUGGAAGAGAAACCCAAAAAACGACUGAGUGACCCAGUGUUUCCCAGUAUCCUAAAAGCAAAGCGCACCAAAUCCGCAAAUGAUAUUGACGAAGGUACAUCGGAUAGUCAGAGCAAGGAUACAUUCCCAGGUAGAUCAACGGUCGAUAAAUCGGAGGCAGCGAUUCAAGAUGAAAGGUGCGAAAGUGAAACAGCAAAUAGUGAGCCAGAAGUUGCGGGUCAUGCUGAAGUUGAUACUACUAUAACUUCAAGCGAUUCAGGUGAUGGAGAUAGCUCCAUACCACCUAGCGAGAAUCCUCAUCCUUCUGCAGCUUCCGAUGUGCAGGUUACAUUUUCCUCGGAUUCAGAGUCAGUAGAUGAAGAUUACAACGCUGAUGAAGAGAUGAGUGAAGGUGAUGAGGAAGAGGAAAUGGAUGAUGAAGAAAUCGAUGAUACUGAACAGACCUAUUCUUGCUCGCCAGGUGAUACUCCAGGUGAAGAUUCAGGCACGACAGCAUGCGUUGUUAUAAUUUUCAAGGAUAAAGUAGUAGUUGGCAAUGCGGGUGAUAGCCGGGCAGUACUGUGUCGUAACGGUGUAGCUGUUGAAUUGUCAGUUGAUCACAAGCCGGAAGAUGAUAUAGAAAGGAGGCGAAUUGAGACAGCUGGAGGCGAAAUUAGUUUGGAUGGCCGGGUUAACGGUGGCUUGAAUCUUUCCAGAGCCUUAGGUGAUCAUUUCUAUAAGAAAAAUGCUGCAUUACCAUUAAAAGAGCAGAUGAUCUCGGCAUUACCUGAUGUUAAACAAUACAAAAUUUUGCAAGGCGACGAAUUUAUCAUUAUUGCUUGUGAUGGUAUAUGGAAUUCCCUUACUAGCCAAGAAGCGGUUGAUUUCAUACGGCGAAGGAUAACUGAUGGUGUCAGUCUCAAGGAUAUUUGCGAACAGAUUUGCGACCACUGCUUGUCACCAAAUACAGCUGGAGAUGGCACUGGUUGUGAUAAUAUGACGAUAAUUGUAGCACAAAUAUUGCGCUCAGCAUCAUCAACACAGCAACUACCGACGCCAUCGUCAUCCUAA
Molecule: messenger RNA, 1785 nt
Organism: Loa loa (African eye worm)
Lineage: Eukaryota; Metazoa; Nematoda; Chromadorea; Rhabditida; Onchocercidae
Exons: 15
Coding region: 1-1785 (594 amino acids)
Biological process (GO): protein dephosphorylation
Molecular function (GO): cation binding; protein serine/threonine phosphatase activity
Source: RefSeq, a predicted model, not a curated record